Amaranthus tricolor (Joseph's coat) is the source of this 1498-nucleotide messenger RNA. RefSeq names its product E3 ubiquitin-protein ligase SINAT5. The record is from RefSeq and is a predicted model, not a curated record. Gene Ontology annotation, molecular function: ubiquitin protein ligase activity; zinc ion binding; protein binding. Gene Ontology annotation, biological process: ubiquitin-dependent protein catabolic process; multicellular organism development. NCBI's taxonomy places the organism in Eukaryota, Viridiplantae, Streptophyta, Magnoliopsida, Caryophyllales, Amaranthaceae. The transcript has 3 exons. Gene Ontology annotation, cellular component: cytoplasm. Bases 262 to 1236 code for a protein of 324 amino acids.
AAUGACCAAAAAGGCCCAUAAAGAAAGUCACCUGGGGUUAAUAGAAGGAGCGUAGUUUUUGCAAAAAAUGAGAGAUUUGGGGAUUCUUUUCUGCUCUCUCCUCCUCUUUCCUAAACCAAAAACUUCUGAGUGAAACACCAACUAUUACACAAAUCAAAAAUUAUCAAAACCCAGAAAUAUUAAACCUUUUUUACCCAUCUGAUUUCAGACAAAAAGAUUUGAAGUAGAGAAAUUUGUGAUCUGGGCAAUUUUUUUUAAAAAAUGGAUAUAGAUAACAUAGAAUGUGUGUCAUCUAUAGAUAUGGAUGAAGAUGAGAUAAUUCAUCUUCAUCAUCACCAUCAAAAUCAUCACCAUUUUUCAUCAUCAAAAGCUCCUCACUCAAACAAUAAUGGUGUUCUUAAUUCCACUCUUCAUCCAUCUACUAGUGUUCAUGAGCUUCUUGAAUGUCCUGUUUGUACCAAUUCUAUGUACCCUCCUAUUCACCAGUGCCGAAAUGGGCAUACUCUUUGUUCCACUUGUAAAACACGUGUGCAAAACCGUUGCCCAACCUGUCGACAAGAACUUGGGGACAUAAGAUGUCUAGCAUUAGAAAAGGUUGCUGAAUCUCUUGAGCUGCCUUGCAAAUACUAUUCCCUUGGUUGUCCAGAGAUAUUUCCCUAUUACAGCAAACUUAAACAUGAAGCCAUAUGUAACUUCAGGCCAUACAAUUGUCCAUAUGCUGGAUCAGAGUGUUCUGCUACUGGGGAUAUCCCUUACCUCGUGGCGCAUUUGAGGGAUGAUCACAAGGUUGACAUGCAUGCGGGAUGUACAUUCAAUCAUCGUUAUGUGAAAUCUAAUCCACGUGAGGUGGAAAAUGCUACUUGGAUGCUCACUGUUUUCCACUGUUUUGGUCAGUAUUUCUGCCUCCAUUUUGAAGCCUUUCAACUUGGCAUGGCUCCUGUAUAUAUGGCAUUCCUUCGAUUCAUGGGGGACGAGAUGGAAGCUCGGAACUACAGCUACAGUCUCGAAGUUGGAGGUUACGGUCGUAAACUCACCUGGGAAGGUACCCCAAGAAGCAUUCGAGACAGCCACAGGAAAGUUCGGGACAGUCACGAUGGUCUUAUAAUACAGAGAAACAUGGCACUCUUUUUUUCUGGCGGAGAUCGCAAAGAACUGAAGUUGCGAGUCACAGGACGUAUAUGGAAGGAGCAGCAGAACCCUGACGGAGGAGCCUGCAUUCCUAAUCUGUGCAGCUGAUUACGGGUUUCUGUGUUGCCUGCUGACCGUUCUGUCUCAACUCUUGUAUUUGGGUUUGUAAUUUGAUUAACCAAGUAUAUAUAGAGACUUGAUGUAUAAUUUACUGAUAUGGGAUAUGUGUGCAACUGCAACUGUGCAAUCUAGAUGUAGCUGCUUUGCAAAGAUUGUUUAACCACUCUCUCUUUUGCCAAUUAAAAUGGCUAACAUUUUUCUCUGCUUUUGUCUUUCAAACUUGUUCGAUUACUUCCUCUGUCUCAUUGAA